AUGGCCGACUAUGCUUUCCCAGUUGUUUCCCAAUAUGGGCUGGCAUAUCUUCUUCACCGCACUGACCACAUCAGGGAAGUGCGCGAGGUUCUCAAAUUUCUAGCAACUGUCGUCGCUCACAUUGUUCAGGUUAAUCCUCCUUUGGGUCACUCUACAUUCUUCUUCGAAGACCAAUUGAGUCGCUACGACCCUCAGACUUCCAUCGCCAUUAACCUGGCGUUCUUCGGCAGCACUUACUCGUUAACUUUCGAGAUGGCCGUCCGUGAUUCAAUAGGGCUUGUUCGAGGAUUAGACUUCAGCCUUCUGUCAAAGGAGCAUGACCACCCUGCCCUUAUUCAACUGAAGCUUUGGUUGCUUCGCUGCGCGUUGCAUACAAGCCUCUCGGAUGCUUUAAGCGUCAAGCUGGCUGUGUUGGUAGGGCCUCAACCAAUCCUCGCGAAUCUGCCACCACCGAGCGUUAUACCACAUGAGAUUUCUGGUAACGAUAACCCAGAGAUGGCUCGUGCCAUGUUUGCGCUUGCCAACAAGGCUAGGGAUAGUCGCGAGUCUAUCCAGGAUGAUGAUGCGUUUCACAUCUUGCGCGAGUUCAUGCGCCUAGCUUUGAACUGUGCCGAGGUAUGGAAUAAGUACGGUCCAAAGGAGUGGAAUUUCGCAGCAGAGGGCAUGCCUGAGCUGAGCGAGCCGGCCCGCUACGCGGGACUAAAAGCUGUGAGUGAUUGCUGGCGUCGAAUGAUCGAGAACCCAUUCUCGAACGCGCCAUUGCACAUUCGUUGGAUCCUUGCGAAGUGUGACAUGAUUGCCGCCGCCAAUUAUUUCCUUGUGGACGUACAGCAAUCACUAAAUCGCCCAUUUCCCAGCCUCAUGAACAUUCAGAGAUUGGCACAGCACUUCGUGCAGCAGGUUCAAUGGGCUGCUGAAGAUAUUCAGUACGAUCGCUUUUACGCUUACAGGGCGACACGACUUGGUAACCCCUUCCUAGGUCCAGUGCUUCCCCCUGGGGCGUUCGCGCCCCCUUUAAUGGACCUACACACCCAUCACUCUCUGGACCUGGUCCGGGGUAUCCCUCAACCAAACGCGAUGGACCUUCCCGAUGAACGUGACAUCGAACUGCCACAUCUGGCAGCCCAGCAGAAUCCAUUUGACACGCUUAUAGAUCAGGUUUUCGGUCCCGACCCCGAAGAAAACGUUGGCCCCGAUUUGUGCGAGUUCGAACACUAUGCUCAGCAACCUUUAUUAUAUGAGCAUGCCCCUGCAUACGCGGGCGAAUUACACCUCGCUGUUACACCUGAAAUUGUAGCUGUGGGCCCCCUCAUCGAGGCUCACCAGCUCUCUGAUCAGAUCGAGACGUCCGACCUCCAAGCAGAGGACGAAUGCCUCAUCUGCCAGGUGCUCUUCCGGGGCAACGUUACGCCAACCAACCCUGGCGUUCGCUUGCGUGCUUGUGGUCAUAUGCUCCAUCUGGAGGAUCUAAAGCAACUUGUUAACGGCGCGUACUGGCAGCAGCCUUACGUUCGCUGCCCAGCUUGCCGAGCUCAUAUCUGUGCAUCACGUGAGACACGACAGGCGGUUGCCGGGUAA
Didymosphaeria variabile is the source of this 1578-nucleotide messenger RNA. RefSeq lists its product as uncharacterized. The record is from RefSeq and is a predicted model, not a curated record. The transcript has a single exon. Lineage: Eukaryota; Fungi; Ascomycota; Dothideomycetes; Pleosporales; Didymosphaeriaceae. The coding region runs from base 1 to 1578 and encodes 525 amino acids.